AGAAACAUGAAGCCUGCCUUGUCAAUCUUAAGCCUCAAUUAAUAAGGACCUCUUUAAUUUCCACAUGCCAUGUGGCAUACUACUGUGAACCAGAUCCCUUCUUGAUACAUUGAACAUUGAACGUUUCAAUCAACCCUACCCAGGUAUCCUGGUACAUAAAGGUCAAUCAUAAGACACCUUAUAUCAUCGAUAUUAUGUUCGAAGUCCCAGAUGCUAAACGAGUGCGACGGGAGGACUUGUACAACUCUAGCUCUGAUGAAGAGGCACCACAUGAUUACCAAUGGGACUCAUCUUUACAAGAGAAACUGAAUUUGCAAUUUUCCGAUUUGCUAGACCUCGAUCUCGUUGCGGAUGCAAAUUUAGGAGCACGGCAGGCCCCGCAAUCUCAAGUAGUCCUAGAUGAUGCAAACCAGACUCUGGCAGACGAUGGAGCUACCGAGAAGCCUGAAGAGGAAAUCUUUACAUUCAGGCUUUUUCGAGACGAAGAGCCUUUGCGUAAAGUCGUGCUCAAGCUUCGAGAGAAUGAAAAGGAUGGCGAGGGCGCCUUUGUUGUCCCUAGCCGACCUACAUCGUACUUUUUGGCCGAAGAGCUAUCAUCCAGGGCUAAAGAGUUUCAAGUGGCUGCUGUGAGUGCAAACUACCUUCUUGAAGAUGCUACAAAGAGACGAUGGGGACUCGAAAAGCCCUGGAGGGUGAAAACUAUUAGUAUCAAGACGAGCAAGCGAAAUGGGACCCCGACUAGGUCUGAUAGUCGUACUACGACAACAGAAACUGGAAAGCAGAAGAGAAAAAGGCCGGGUAAGAAGCGAAGAAUUAUCUUAAGGGUACGGGAGAAAGCAAAGAAGGAGCAGCUAGAAGCUAUGAGGCAACAACUUGUUGAAAGAGAGCAGCAUAUAAAAGACAAGAAGCAGCGACUAAACAGGCAGAAGAAAUUGAAACGGAGAGCCAAGGAGCGAGAGAAGAAACAAGGGACAACAGAUGACGCUGAACCCAAGCAAAGUGAUAGGGAUAGUAGUUUAUAGUAUUACUACCUAGGUACCUAUGCAAGUCGGUAGAUAGAUUCAACUUAUGUACCUAACCAUACUAUAUAUGUAUGUACUUAGUAGGCAAUAUGAUUUGGUGCAUAGGUACCUAGAUCUUGCACAACCAACCGGGCUACGGUUGCGAUUUCCAUGUGCACGAUUGGCAGUUGCAGUUGCAGUUGCAG
Messenger RNA from Hypoxylon fragiforme, 1207 nucleotides. RefSeq lists its product as uncharacterized. Lineage: Eukaryota; Fungi; Ascomycota; Sordariomycetes; Xylariales; Hypoxylaceae. The transcript is spliced from 2 exons. The coding region runs from base 195 to 1022 and encodes 275 amino acids. The record is from RefSeq and is a predicted model, not a curated record.